Molecule: messenger RNA, 2435 nt
Organism: Biomphalaria glabrata
Lineage: Eukaryota; Metazoa; Mollusca; Gastropoda; Planorbidae
Exons: 5
Coding region: 237-1472 (411 amino acids)
Biological process (GO): beta-D-galactose catabolic process via UDP-galactose, Leloir pathway
Cellular component (GO): cytosol
Molecular function (GO): UDP-glucose 4-epimerase activity
Source: RefSeq, a predicted model, not a curated record
UAAAUUUAGAUCUAGAUGGGCACGACUAGUAAACCUCUACGCGUUAUCAGGAGUGCCUAUUAUUUUACGUCAUUUUCUGUACUCACCCAAGAACCCAAAGGCAAUGGAUAAGUGUAGGCAACUUGUAGACCUGUUCAAAUUAUCUUAAUUACAGGCACAAUGAGCAGCAUUGAAUUGACUUCAGGCCUAUUUUAUAUAUUGUAUAUUGUCAUAAGUACUGAGGAUUCCUAGUGAGGAUGAAGAGAAUGUGUUGCCAACUAGAUCAAGCUCACAGGAUGAAACUUCUAUACACAGCUUGGUUUUUCUUCCAUUUUUUGUUAACAUUAUCUCAGUGUGUGGCCAUGGCUGUUGAAGUUCCAUUUAUACCAAAACAGGUUCUAAUUUUUGGAGGGAAUGGAUUUAUCGGAAGUAGCACAGCUGAACGCUUAAUUGAAGCUGGACAUAAAUUGACACUAGUCAGCAGAGGAAACUGGUACUGGGACAGUGCAUCCACUGUCAUGCCCUUUGUUCAGCAUAUUAAAUGUAAUCGUAGGGAGACUAUGGAGCAAUGUAGUGAAUUGAAGCACUAUGUGGCCAAUAUAGAGCAGAUUGAUGCUGUCAUAGAUUUCAGUGCAUACUAUGCUGAGACCAUACAGGAAUCCCUAGAUUUGGUCCAUAGAAAAACAAAGUUAUACAUUUAUAUCAGCACAGACUCUGUGUAUGAAGUCUGCAUUAAAAAUCACACAGGACCAACUCUUGAAACGGAUGCUGUCAGACCUGAGUCUGAGGAAAUGAGAAAAAACUUUGAAUCUUGGGAUAGCUACGGGCAUCACAAACUUGAGUGCGAGGAACAUCUAACAAACUUCAGUGCUGGCAACAGUGCAUUGCCCUUCAUUAUUCUAAGACUGCCAGAUGUCAUUGGACCCAGAGAUAACACUAACAGAUGGUGGUACUAUCAGUUGUGGAUGAAGCUCAAAUAUUAUUUAGAAAAAGAUAUCAUUGUGCCGAAAAGCUCUGAAAAUCGGCUCAUGAGUAUGGUCUACGUCAAGGAUGUAGCAGACAUGAUACAAAAACUAGUCCAAAACAGCUACCCUAAUGCAUAUUUUCAAACUUUCAAUCUGGCCCUAAAAGAAACAUUUACCCUGAAGCAGUUUCUGGAAACUAUGAGAGACCAACUGAAUGCCACCAAUGUCAGCAUCACUGUGGAGGACAGUCCCUUGGCUACAAGGAUGUAUCCUUCUGUCAAGUUAGGGCCCGUCGACACAACAAAGGCUGAGCAGAUUCUGCAGUGGGUGCCCACAAAAUGGGCGGAUGUGCUGAGAGAAACUUGUGACUUCUAUGAGAUGGCCAUUGCAAGUCAUUACUUCAUCAAUCAAAGAUCUGAUAUGAUCAGAAUGCUACAAAACUAUUUAACUACUAAACCCAACAAUGUUUACAGAGCUUUAAGAAAUGUUUAUGGUUUGGGUUAUCCAGAAACUAAAGAUGAGUUAUAAACACUAUUUAUUUUAACCAUUCAUAGUUGUAUGUCUGCUAUAGGAAUGUUGUUUUUUUUAAUUCAUAUUUUAGUCAUGUUCUAAAUAAAUAUUAUGCAAUUAUUGAAAUUACUACAAAUCUACAAACUGAAAACAAAAUUGAUGUUUGAUUAAAUUUUAUGGGUAGAGGGGAGUUAACAAUAUUUAGUGCAAUCUAAUAUAACUUCUAUGAAAUCAAACCAAUAAUUUUUUUUUAUUUGAUAGGAUUUAUAUAUAUAUAUAUAUAUAUAUAUAUAUAUAUAUAUAUAUUAUUUGUAUCUAACAUGCAAGUCUAAAAUCAAUAACCUACCAAAAUAGUAUAAUUCUAUAUUUUUUAUGUCUUUUGUACUGUGCAUAGAAACUCAAUUAAUAUCUGUGGUGAAAGAGUUAAUUUUUUUAAGACAAGAACUUGAAUCAAGAAGGUACAGUAUUGGCCUUUACAAGUUUAAAAUACUCUGCGAAAGUCUUCCAGUAUUGAACAUAUUUAGACUGGUGGUCUACUUAGCCAUGUGACACACUAUUUCUUCCUUGAUCUUCGAAUUUGAAGAUGAGGCUUUAUAUUUUAAGAUAUUUUGAUAAUUUUUAUAUCAGAUUGUCCAAUGAUUUUGGUGCUAUUUUUUUUAAAUUAUAUCUAUACAAGCCUAUUGUAUGUUUGUAUUUAUUAUCUGUAUUUUACAAGAUAUUUUUGAUGCCUUCUUUCUAUUACAAGGCUUUUUCAUUUUCAAUAUCACUUGUUUUGAAAGAUAUUGUCCAGUAUUUUCAAAGUAUAUAAAAUAUGCUAUUUAUAUUGCUUUACAUUUGGAAAUUAGCAUUUAUUUAAUUUUUUUUUGUAUAUUAACAUUCACCUAGCCUACAUUUGAGUCUAUCUAAUAUACUCUUGUUAGUGUAAAUUACAAUUUAAAAAAAAUGUAUAAACUUUCUUGUAAUUAAAUGACACAAGACUUA